This is a messenger RNA of Aethina tumida (small hive beetle), 1108 nucleotides long. RefSeq names its product methionine aminopeptidase 1D, mitochondrial. Gene Ontology annotation, molecular function: metalloaminopeptidase activity. The record is from RefSeq and is a predicted model, not a curated record. Lineage: Eukaryota; Metazoa; Arthropoda; Insecta; Coleoptera; Nitidulidae. Gene Ontology annotation, biological process: proteolysis. Bases 160 to 1089 code for a protein of 309 amino acids. The transcript is spliced from 5 exons.
UGGACGGAAGUUAAAAUGAACAACAUUUUUUACAUUUUAUGGACUAACUUCCUUGAAGUGUACGUCAAGCUUUAUACAAUCUAAUGUUGCUUAAUUUAAUAGAGCCCAAAUUAUAAAUAAAUUAUCGAUUUGAUUUUAAUAAAUACAUAAUCUAGAGAUAUGAGCUCUCGAAAUGUAGUUGCCAGUGUACUGAAGCGACAGUUUUGGUCAAAGAAAAAGGUAGAUUUUGGAAAAUACGAAAUCGUGAAACCAGGAAAUGUAUCAGCAAGCAACCUAGUACCCAACAACAUCCCGACACCCAGCUAUUACAAAACUGGAAUUCCAGACCAACCAAUCAGUUCACCUGAGAUAAAGAAUUCCUCUCAGAUUUUGUCCAUGAUAAAUUCUUGUCGUUUGGCUGCCAAUGUUCUUCAGCAAAUCGAACAUGUCAUCAAGCCAGGCGUAUCAACGGAAGACUUGGACAAUUUUGCUCACGAUCUCAUUAUUAAAAACAACGCAUAUCCGUCUCCCCUAAACUACAAUUUCUUCCCAAAGUCCAUUUGUACAUCUGUAAAUAAUGUUGCGUGUCACGGAAUUCCCGAUGAUAGAAAGCUAAUCGAUGGGGACAUAAUUAAUGUUGACAUAACUGUAUUCCUCAAUGGGUACCACGGAGAUUGUUCCAAAACAUUUCUGGUAGGCAACGUAGACGAACCAGGCAAAAAACUAGUCGAAGCCACGGAAAAAUGUUUAUACGAGGGGAUAAGUGUUUGUAAACCCGGUGCCUGGUUCAGAGACAUAGGCUCCGUGAUACAAGACAAAGCGGCCUCCAUGGGAUUUCAAAUAAUUCCGGCAUUUAUAGGACACGGCAUCGGUCACUACUUCCACGGGCCACCAGAUAUUUAUCACAUAAAAAGUCGUUAUCCGGGAAGGAUGGAGGUGGGAAUGACGUUCACCAUAGAACCUAUUCUAACGCAAGGCGGUCAGUUGAUAGACAUCCUGGAAGACGAUUGGACAGCCAUAACGGCGGAUUCAGCCAGAACUGCGCAGUUUGAACACACUAUUUUAGUUACGCCCGAUGGUUGUGAGAUUCUUACUCAACCCAGCCAAUAAUAAAUUUUUUAUUUUAGAA